UUCCAUCUUGCCGGCAGUCAUCGCAGAGCCUAUCAACGAAGGCUUCAAAGCUCUCUUCUAUGCGUUCUCCAAGUUCUGGCACGCAUUGAACUCCUCAAUGACCAAAAGUCGGACGAAUAUCAGGCGCUCAAGCUCUUCAGCAACUAUUUCAAUGACAUGGAGCGGCAUUUUGAAAAUCGCCGCUCAGCUCAUCCCAGAUACAUCAUGGACACUUUUCGUUUCUACGACGCCAAGUCUAAGGUCGAGAGGUUCCUGCCGAUUAUAAAUGCUCAGCUGGCACUUGAGCAGCAACGGGAACAGCAGCCUUCAGCUUUGACACUCGCGAGAGAUAUCCAGGCAUCAGAUUCUCAUGUGACUCAACCAAGCUCUUCUUCCGAGAUAGACUACCGCUGCCAGCCACCAAGUCUUUCUCAGGGUUUAAUCGUUGGUAGAGAUGGCGACUUUACGAGGCUCAAGUCCCUGCUGUUAGACAUGGGAGGCGCUGAAAGGAUUUGUGUUUUUGGCCAGGCCGGCGUAGGAAAAACUCUACUUCUCACUCAGUUGUGUCAAGACACGAAGGUGAGGGGCCACUUUGCUGGGAUCGAGUUUGACAACAGAGAGUCUCUAGAGAUGCUGAUAACUUUGCAAGCAGACAUUCUGUCUCGAUUGACUGGUAGUGACCGGAGGGUGGGGUCUGUUGGAAACGGGCGACGAGAAAUUUUCAACAUCAUAGCUAGGAGCACACUGAAGAGGUACCUGCUAGUUCUGGACAACGUGUGGAAGCAAAACUGGCUACACAUUUGACGGAGAAGAUAGGGAGGGGAAACAAGGUGGUAGCCAUCACAAGGAACGCAGAUAUAUUGCUGGACGAUCACAGGUGGACGGGUGUGACGGUUGGCCCUUUGUCAUACGACGAUAGCUACAAGCUCUUCUGUGUGCAUGCCUUUGGAGAAGACGAGAUUUGAUGCCGAGCUCGUGAAGAAAAUGGUUUGGCAGUGCAGUGGAGUUCCUAAAGCGGUAGAGGUGGUGACCAAGUAUGCGAGACGAAACAAGCACGGCAGCUGAUUGCACGUUUACGAGAAGAUGGCUAGGUGGGAACUUAAUGACGAGUGGAAUGGCGCAUUCCAAGUUUUGCAGCUGAGCUUAUGGACAUGGGGAACGAAGACGCGCAGCUUCUUUUCUUGUCCUUCAUCAUGAUGCGUUACUCGUCAACGAUCGACAUGUUUCACUUCUGCGGGCUUGUCUACGGUCAACAUCACCUUAGGAUUAUCCGCCUGGAUUUUCUCUCGACAGACUUCUGGAGCUUAGGCACUUGAAGGUGCAUAUGUGAUGUUCGCUUGUGGGAACAUCUCAAGAGCUUGACAAGGCUAGAGUCGCGCGCUGUGAUCCGGGACAACAGCUGCAAACAGGAAGGUGCUGCUGUGGACCUCAGCUUUGUAGGAAGGAUGAUGACACCCGCCAAGUGAAGAACUUUCGGCUGGUUUGGAGCUUACGACGGCUGAAAGUGCUACGACUUCGUCCAUGCGAAGGUGAUAUAUGGACGGACUGGGAUUGCGGCCACGUCAAAGAAAGUUUGGAAGUGUUUGAUCUUAUCCUGGUAGACACACGAGAAUUCAGCAGUGAUGCCGACGAGUCUCUCAGUGGUUCCAGAAUGCUACGGGUGCUACCCCUGAGAAGUCUUCGAGUGACAAGGCUGCCAUCGUCUGCGCGACUUCCCGAGUCUCACGCGCCUGCAAAUGCCACGAGAUGGCUUCCACGCGGUUUUGAAGAGCUUACGAGCUUGAAGGUGCUGGUACUAGACGGGUGUGGAGUGCUAGACGAAGUUCCACGACUGGGCAGGCUUUGCGAUCUCCGGCGGCUAGAACUCACGGGCUGUCCCACAAUGGAGCGCAUCCUAGAAACCAUGACUUCACAACAAUCACAACAAGGAGGCGGCGACCAGGAACUUAAAAUAUCGGACUGCCGGGAGUUUGCUCGCUUCCAGACCAAAGUUGACGAGUUACGGGUAUGUUCGCUGAGCUUUCUAUAUCCGGUUGUGGAAUCGAACCGACUUGGGAGUCUGCCGCUGAACAGAUUAUACAUUUCAGGGUGUGAAAAAGCUGCACGUCUCAAGCUGCGAGAAGCUACAUAAACUUUCGUCUCCCUCGACAUGAAAAGCUCUCGCUAAAAGGCUAAAAGGUUAGCAUCUCACACUGCGAGAAGCUUGCCAGAGUUCCUCUUAUUCCAGGCUCCGGCUGAGCAACUUGCCUUCGCUGCUCGAGAUUGCCGAGAGUUCGCCGGUGGCAAUGCAUGUCUCGUAUUGCGAGAAGUUGCCACGAGUUCCUCCCAUGCGGGGGAUCCAGCGGCUUUUCCUGAUGGAUCUACCAUCUUUGGUCGAGAUUGGCGAAGGUUGUAUGGCCACGCUCGAUCGGCUGGAGGUUUCAGGUUGAAAGAAGCUGGACAAACGUCCUUACGCUGAUCUUCUUCUACUUUCAUCACGGAACGAUAUCCAAAUGAUGAUGAAGAGCGAUAAAAAAACACGGAAGAUCUUUAGCACGAGAUUACAGAUUGCAAAUGUUUAUGCGUUUUGCAGCAAGCACGAAGGAGCAAAAGUCAGCAAGUUAGGCUCCACUAUAAAAUCAUGGGCGUAAAUUUCACCCAAAAGCUGACACGAGAAAGAGGAGCACUCGCCUGCGCCUGUGCCCAGUCCACACCACCACACGGCAAAAGUUUCGUUCCGAGUUGCUGUU
Messenger RNA from Selaginella moellendorffii, 2708 nucleotides. RefSeq lists its product as uncharacterized. The record is from RefSeq and is a predicted model, not a curated record. Gene Ontology annotation, molecular function: ADP binding. Gene Ontology annotation, biological process: defense response to fungus. The transcript is spliced from 3 exons. Bases 157 to 783 code for a protein of 208 amino acids. NCBI's taxonomy places the organism in Eukaryota, Viridiplantae, Streptophyta, Lycopodiopsida, Selaginellales, Selaginellaceae.